CUGGCGACGCCGCCACCAUGAUGUCCAGAGCAGCCGCAUUCGCUGUACUUUUCGUGGCGCUAGCGUCACUGGCCCGAUGUGAGGAAGGUCCUGAAACGGCGAUUGCAGAGAAGCAGCCCACUGAACAGCGCUGCACUCCCAACACGACCUUCAGCCAGGACUGCAACACGUGCUCCUGCAGUGCGGAUGGCACAGUGGCUGUCUGCACGAAUAAAACCUGUCUGUCGCGCCCCACGAGGGACAUUCCGUGUACCCCUGGGACAAUGUACAAGGAGAAGUGUAACACCUGUUUCUGCCUACAAGACGGCAAGUCUGGAGGAUGCACAAGAAAGGCCUGUCCACCAGGAACCUACUAAAGAUGCAGGAUGAUUCUAUCCAGACAAAGCGAGAGAAACUACAAAUCAAUGGCUGUCUAUUAACCAUGUGCAGACUCUGUUAGCCUCUAGUUAAAGUUAUACACUUAAUAUUACAAAAAGACUCGGUAUUAUUGCUUGUAACUGCUGGUGAUAAUACAUUCAUUAUGAUUUUUCGAAGUUUUUUAAUGUUUUCACAUCAAGGCUGGCUAUUGGGAUGCUAACUAGACAAGACGACGCACUGUUAACAGAUAUGUGUAACUUUAAAUGAGUCUACUAAGGUAACACGAACUUGUAAAGCUUAUGUGAUGUUUUGCCUUAUUAGUGAUUUGUUAACAUACAAUUUUUAAUCAUCACUUAAAAAGUACUACGUAAUUAAUUUUGCAAUUUACGGCUUCUGGAAACGAAUUAUUUCCAAAGUAAGGCAAACGGUUAUAACAUUUGAAACAUCUCACUUUGUUAAUUCUUGAACAACACAGUCCCAUGUGGCUUGAUUUACUCUCUUUUCAGUAGCCAUUUGCAUCACAUGAGAAGCAUAUUUAAGUGUUUUUACCAGCCAGCCCGCAUAAGAUGAGUUCGAUUUCGAAACCAUUCUAUGUUAAGUUUUCAGCAAUAUCUGUCUUACAAAAAUGUUAUGGAAUUUUUUGUUUCUUUUGACUUCUUUUUCAAGAACUGGCUUGUUAUACUCAUUGUGUGAUGCAGAAUUAUCGAAAUAAAAAGAGAUAUAUAAUUCUUGUACCCAAUACACCUCAGAUUUAGGAACAGAAAAAAAGUUAUAUACAAUACUUGUAGCUUGAUAGCAUUUAGCUGGUCAGAGACUUUCCAAUUGAUAUAACAAGUUUGAUAUAUAUGAUUUUACAGCCACAUUU
This is a messenger RNA of Schistocerca serialis cubense, 1222 nucleotides long. RefSeq names its product serine protease inhibitor I/II-like. The transcript is spliced from 3 exons. Lineage: Eukaryota; Metazoa; Arthropoda; Insecta; Orthoptera; Acrididae. Gene Ontology annotation, molecular function: peptidase inhibitor activity. The record is from RefSeq and is a predicted model, not a curated record. Bases 18 to 356 code for a protein of 112 amino acids.